AUGCCUUCAACUGCUAUUGAACAACCCAUUACUAGUAACACUACUGUCACUACUGUCACCGCCCCAAAUGAAUCUCAUCAUAUUCUUUCCACUAAAAAAAUCCCAAUCUUAAAUAAUGAUAAAUUGAUGCACAACUUUAAUAUUCAACACUCACCAAACCAUAAACUUCAAAAACAUCUUCAUCAUAAUCAUAACCAUACUCAAAAUAAAAAUAUGCAGAUGGAUCCACGUUCUCCACUAAGUAUUCAAUUGCCUUACAAAGCUCACCCAACUGAUGUAUUGGUUAUUAGAUUUCAAAAUUGGAGAAGAAUUAUUAAAUCAAUCAUAAUAUAUUUCAAUGAAGUGGCUUCAAUUCAAGAUGAAAUUAUUAGACAACAAGCUAGAUUAUCUAAUGCAGUUCAAUUCCCAUCUUUAAAUUUUAAUAAUAAUGGUAUGGAUUUAAUGGAUUCAGAUAAUGAGGAUGAUCAUUUCGAUGAAGAUUCUGUGAGAGAAAAUUUAGCUUCAAAUUCAAUACCUCUACCAAAUAAUGAUGAUUUAUUCUUACCCGUAGGUAAUGGUUCGAUAAGUGAUUUACCAGGUAUCUUGAAUAAUUAUCAUAACAACGCAGCAGCACAUGCCUCCAAGAUUUCUAAAGAAUUGAGAAAUAACGUCAUUCCAAGAUUAACCGAAUUAAAAGAGGAUUUAUUGGUCAAAAUUAAAGAAAUCAAAUCCCUACAUUCAGAUUUUAAAAAUAAUUGUUCAAAUGAAAUUACAAAGACUUCACAUGAAUUGAAUAAAUUUAAUAAUUCCAUCAAAGAUAUCUAUAAUUAUUCUUCAACAACUUCAACAUCCCCUUCUUCAACAAGUUUAUCUUCUGAAAAUUCUAUUAAAUUAGAUCCUUAUUUAACAAAAUUCAUCUUGGAUAGACAAAUUGAAAGACAAUUAAAUGAAGAAAAUUAUUUAUUUAAUGCUUUUCAAAAUUUACAAUCUUCAGCUUCUCAAUUAGAAAAAGUCAUUAUGCAAGAAAUUCAAUCAGUCUUAUUUAGAUACGCUUCAUUAUUAACUGCAAAGGCAAACCUGAUUUUCAAUUCUUUAAUUAAAAAACUAGACGAAACUAUUAUUAAUAAAGAUCCUGAGUUUGAAUGGAAUAAUUUCAUUGAAAGAAAUGAUAAUUUGAUUUCAAACAAGAUUAAAAAAAGAUCUAUGGAUUCUAUUUUAUAUAAACAUCAAUUUAAUCCAAUGACUUAUGUGAUUCGUUCUGAUUUCUUGGAAAGAAAAUCAAAAUUUUUAAAAUCAUAUGCUCGUGGAUUUUUCAUUUUAACCCCAAAUUUUUUACAUGAAUUUAAAUCAAACGAUAGAAAUAAUGAUUUAACUCCAAUCAUGUCAAUACCUUUAAUGGAAUUAACUGUAACUGAACAUUCCAAGAAAAAUUCUUCCACUGCUGAAAAUCAAAAUAGUAACAAAUUUGUGAUUCAUUCUAAAAAUUCAAGUAAUUCAAUCAUAAAUAAAGGUCAUAAUUGGAUUUUAAAAGCUGAUUCAUAUGAAGUAAUGAUGCUAUGGUUCCAUGAUAUUAAAAAAUUAACUUCUUAUACUGAUCCAUUUGAAAAGGCUAGAUAUGUAAAGAGUUUAAUCAAAUCACGUCAAUUACCUACAUCUUCGUCAUCUGCCACUUUAACAACUUUAAAUACAAAUUUCAAACCAAACGUCAUGAACGUUAAUGAUGGGAAAGUUUCAAAUUCUUCUUCUUCAAAUACCAUAUUGGUAAAUAAGCCAAAUGAAUUUGCCAGCCCAGCUUUAAAUAUAAUUCCAAAUAACGUAAUAACUACAAGAAAUUCUUUGGAUCUUCCAAGAAAUCCAAGGAAAUCAAAUGAACUUUUAAGAAAUUCAAAUGAAAAUUCAAGAAAAUCUCUUGAUCUACCGACAACUUCAAGAAAAUCAACAGAUACUUUAAAGAGUAAUAAAAGACUAUCUAAUUCAUCCAAUUCCAUAAGUUCUUAUUCAAUUGCCAUAUCACGUUCAAAUUCAAGAUCGAUCAAUUUAUCAGAAACAACAACAAAAAACUCAUCUACUUCAAACUUUAAUUUAAAUAAUAAUUCAAAUAGUCAUUUACCAACACCCGAUUAUCAAGAUGAAAAUCAGGAUGAAGAUGAAGAUGAAGAUGACUUGGCUAAAAAUAUUACCGCAAUUUACGUGUCAACGGCACGUAACGAAUAA
Molecule: messenger RNA, 2193 nt
Organism: Henningerozyma blattae CBS 6284
Lineage: Eukaryota; Fungi; Ascomycota; Saccharomycetes; Saccharomycetales; Saccharomycetaceae
Product: SLM1 family PH domain-containing protein
Exons: 1
Coding region: 1-2193 (730 amino acids)
Source: RefSeq, a predicted model, not a curated record